UCGCGAAAAAUAGCGUUCAUUGUUUAUGUUAUGUGCUCGUGGAUGGUUUUUUGUUUGAAGUUGUGACCGACUGCAGACAAUUUUUAUUCCCAAGUGCUGUUCAGUGGAAUAUUUUGCGUAAAAUGACGAGUAACAAUAAGCCGAAAAAGGUCGAUUUCAAAAAAAACGAAAAGGAAACCCCUGACGGAAACCGUCACCAAGCAGAAUUCGUGGAAAACGUUGGCCGUGUCGUUUACCGGCUUAACUAUUCUUGGCGUUGUGGCCGCUAUUACUUAUCAGGGCUAUCUGGAAACCAGAGUUUCGACACCGUUUAGCCAACACAAGCUCGUAUCUGAUGGCGGAGAUGACGGCAUGUUAUGGGGCUCAUACCGGCCCGGUGUAUAUUUCGGCAUGAAAUCUAGAGAAGAACAUCCACUCUUAACUGGCUUAAUGUGGUAUCUCCCGAGCCAACUCAGGUCCCUGUCGGAUAUAAGACAUUUUUGUGAAAUUGGUGAUAAUUUGAGAAAAUAUGGCUGGACGCACCACGAUGGGCGGAACUUUGGCGUUCAAGAAAUUAUAGACGGUUCUAUUUCACUUCAAACUUCUUUCGUGAAAUCGACCCAAGAAAACCCAUUCAGUUGGACAGCCAAAAUAGACGUAAAGCAGAGAAAACCUGCGCAAACCAAAACCAGCGUAUCGCUGAUAUGGUACGUGGCCUUUGAAUCUAUCGAUGAUGGAUUCUUAAAUGUUUCCACGGCUGGACACCACCCGCAAAUAGAUGCAAUGUCGUUCUCAUUGGGCGGAAUGGAGAUCAAAUUUCUGAAUAACAAUGCAAGUGUAUCUACCGAUGUAUCUUCAACAUGCACAUCUACCAACAGUGUCGAUAAAGUUAAAGAAGCAAUUGUGGAAACGUUUGCAUAUAAGAAGGAUGGCGAAAGUGUCAAGUACUUUCUAAAUGACAAGGCCGAACAGGCCCCUUGUAACUUGGCCGCCAUCAUGGUAACGUUCGAAGCCCCUGGUUCGUUCCUCAUUACCAUGGAUAAUGCGAGCAAGUCAUCCGUUACCAUUGGAUCAUCUCCGCAACAGCACUUCCAGAGAAAUCUAAACUAUCACAAAGAAAAAUUUACCGAAAAGUUCGAUUCCAUCUUUAAUCUUGAAGCCAAGGGUUUCACGGCCGGUGAAGUGACCUUUGCCAAAUCGAUUUUGAGCAACUUGGUUGGAGGUAUAGGUUAUUUCUACGGUUCUUCCAAGGUACAAAGCGAGUACAACGAAAACCCUAUAAACUAUUGGAAGGCUCCACUAUACACGGCAGUCCCUUCAAGAUCCUUCUUUCCCAGAGGUUUCUUGUGGGACGAAGGAUUUCACUCUCUAUUGGUGUCAACUUGGGACGUUGAUAUAGCUUUAGACAUAAUGAUGCACUGGUUUGAUCUUAUAAACAUUGACGGAUGGAUUCCGCGGGAACAAAUUUUGGGUAGCGAAGCAUUAGCAAAGGUGCCAGCAGAAUUCGUUGUUCAGCGUAGCUCGAAUGCAAACCCUCCCACGUUUUUCCUCACGCUUAGAUAUUUACUGAACAACUAUGAAGAACAGCUAAGAGCCCCGAAGCGCCAAGAAAACCUCAAGAAGAUGUUUCCCCGACUGCAGGCAUGGUUUUCUUGGUUCAAUAAAACGCAAAAGGGCGAAGUGGCUGGAAGCUAUCGCUGGAGGGGAAGAUCGAUCACCCCAGAAGAGAUCAAUCCCAAGACAUUAACCUCAGGUUUAGACGAUUAUCCCAGAGCGUCACAUCCAGACAAUCUAGAGAGACACGUAGAUUUGUUGUGCUGGAUGCAGUUAGCAUCGCAUGUAAUGAGUGAUUUAGCCAAAUUCUUAGGUAGGGAUGAUACAAAAUAUUUUGAAACUUACAAAUACUUGUCUAAUGUCGAGCGUUUGAACGCGCUUCACUUAUCGCCAAGAACGAACACGUAUGCUGACUACGGUCUGCACACCGACAAAGUAAGGCUAACACUAAUAGAACGCGAAACUGGAAGCAAGUGGUUGCGUGACGUUAUACAGAAUCCCAAGUACCAGUUAGUAGACAACGUUUUUGGAUAUAUCAGUCUAUUCCCGUUUUUACUGAAAUUGCUGCCAACUGAUUCCAUGCCCCUCAAAACAACUUUAGAUAAUCUGAGAGAUCCGGAGGUUUUGUGGACUGAUUUUGGGGUGAGGUCUUUGUCAAAGAAAUCAACUCUUUACAUGGAACGCAAUACUGAACAUGAUCCACCGUAUUGGAGAGGCCAGAUCUGGAUAAAUAUUAACUACCUGGUAUUAAGUGCGCUCAAUCAUUAUAGGAAUAAGACUGGGCCUCACAAGGCAUUAGCGCAGGAAAUAUAUAGUGAGUUGAGGAAAAAUAUUAUCACUAAUAUGUAUAGGCAGUACCAAAGAACUGGAUAUGUCUGGGAAAACUAUAGAGACGAUACGGGAGAGGGUAAGGGUUGUUAUCCCUUUACGGGGUGGAGUGCACUCGUUGUGAUGAUUAUGGCUGAAAUAUAUUAGCAAUGCUGUUGAAA
This is a messenger RNA of Aedes aegypti (yellow fever mosquito), 2522 nucleotides long. It is a transcript of the gene GCS1, whose product is annotated as mannosyl-oligosaccharide glucosidase GCS1. Gene Ontology annotation, cellular component: endoplasmic reticulum membrane. Gene Ontology annotation, biological process: oligosaccharide metabolic process; protein N-linked glycosylation. Gene Ontology annotation, molecular function: Glc3Man9GlcNAc2 oligosaccharide glucosidase activity. The transcript has 5 exons. NCBI's taxonomy places the organism in Eukaryota, Metazoa, Arthropoda, Insecta, Diptera, Culicidae. The record is from RefSeq and is a predicted model, not a curated record. Bases 352 to 2508 code for a protein of 718 amino acids.